Molecule: messenger RNA, 2667 nt
Organism: Lathyrus sativus (Indian pea)
Lineage: Eukaryota; Viridiplantae; Streptophyta; Magnoliopsida; Fabales; Fabaceae
Source: the annotation of a GenBank genome assembly
AUGAAGAGAGAUUCAUCAUCUUCUUCCCGGUGGCAUAAUUUUUCCACAAGAAUUUCAACAUGUUUGGCUUCAGCUUUACUUGAAUGGUUGUUGAUCCUUUUUCUCUUUAUUACGGCUGUUUUCUCUUACGUUAUUACUAAAUUUGCUUCUUACUGUAAAUUGAAAACUCCGUGUUUAUUCUGUUCAAGAAUCGAUCAUGUGUUAGGUAAAGAGAAAAGAGGUUACUAUUUGGAUUUGAUUUGUAGUUUUCAUAAGUCUGAGAUUUCUUCUUUAGUUUAUUGUUGUAAACAUGAUAAGCUUGUUGAUAUUCAAGGUGUUUGUGAAACUUGCAUAUUAUCUACUGCGACUAUAGAUAACUCGAAUGCCGAGAGUUCGAAAUUAUUGGUUGGUGAAUCGGUUGAAGAAGAAUCUGGAUCCAUGUUUGAUCGGGAUCCGUUACUCGGAACGAGUGACCGGAGGAUUGAUGGACACUGUUCUUGUUGUAGUGAGCGAUUUGUUUUAAAUUGUUAUGAUAAGAAUUUUGUAUUCACUGAAUCGACGACUCGGUCUAGGGCUGUUGAUUUUGAUGUGUUGGAUGAUGUUGAGAACAGUUUAUGUGAGAAAAGAAGUGCGAAGCCGGUUGUAUCAGUCAGAGAUGCGCGCGUGAGAAAUGAUCAUGUGGAUCGUUUGUCGCGUGUAGGUUAUACUGAACUUAAGAUUAAUUCUGAUACUGAGUCUGAAUAUGAAGUUCCUUUAUCGGAUGAUGAUGAUGUAAGUGUACCGGUUCAUAGGACAGAUGAUGCCGAAGAAGAUAUAAGGGUUCCACUAACAAAUGAUACCGAAGAAGAUACAAGGGUUCCGUGUGAAUAUGUGGAGCUUCCCAGUGUUGAUGAUUCAAAUGAGGAUCUGACUCCCGGGAAGCUCGGGACUUCAGCAUCUGUGUUUGAGCCAUUGUUGUCGGAACCAAGAAUGCAAGUAGAAAAUAUAGAUAUUGGUGGUAUCAAAACUGUAGCAGCAGCAGUGGAAAGUGGGGAUGGUUUGACAGAACUUAAAUGGCAGAAGAUUGAAAGAAGUGCUGUUUGUCCCUCUCCAAGUGAGGCUACUCCCUUCAACGAUGUUCCUACAUUAUCGAAUAAAACACGAAUGCCGGUUGAAGUAUCAAAAGAAAUCUAUGAUUUUAGAACUGAUGAAGAGGGAUUGACGUCUGAGCAAGGACCCAUCAUGGACAGGGAAGAAAAUAUUAAUUCAGGCAAUAAGCUAAAAGCAUCUGAAGAAGUUUCAGAACCAUCCCUUGUUUCUAGUGAUAUUGGUCAACAAAAUCCGAAUUUGCUUGAUCUUGGGGAUGCUUAUAAGCUUGCUGUCGGUAAUAGAGGAAGACAAUUGUCUGGCAUGCUUGCAGAACAUUGGCUCGGGAAAGAUUCCUCAAGAGUUAAUGAAGAUUUGAAGAUAUUGUUGUCACAAUUCUCUGCCACUCGAGGGACUGAUAUGUCUUUUAAUGAUAUAAGUCCUAGGUUGUCCAUAAAUAGCGAAGAAGCAAAGAGUUCUGAUGUUUCCAACUCUACUGGAAUGCAGAUACUUCAAAAAAUGAUUUCGCUUGAGCGAAAUGAGUCUGGUUUGUCUCUGGAUGGAAGCAUUGUCGGUGAAAUUGAAGGUGAAAGUCCGGUUGACAAGCUUAAAAGACAAGUUGAUCAUGACAGGAAACUUAUGAAUGCUUUGUAUAAAGAGCUGGAGGAAGAGAGAAAUGCUUCUGCAAUUGCUGCAAGUCAAGCUUUAGCCAUGAUCACUAGACUGCAGGAAGAAAAGGCGACAUUACAUAUGGAAGCCUUGCAGCACUUAAGGAUGAUGGAUGAGCAAUCAGAAUAUGAAAUGGAAGCUUUGCAAAAUGCGAAUGACCUUCUUGCCGAGAAGGAGAAGGAGAUAGAAGAGUUGGAAGCGAAGGUUGAGUUUUAUAGGAAGAGUUUCCCUAAUGAAAUGUUGUUGGAGAACACAGUGGAGAAAAACUCUGAAAUGAAGGUGAAAGAUAUUGGAUUGGAUCAUUCACAAUGUACUUUCACUGAAAAUAGUGAAAGCGUCCCUGAAAAAUCAGUUGCUGAAAAUCCUAACAAAACUGACAUUCUACUCGCGUCUUUGGAGGAAAAGAAUAUUCAAUCUGUAAACAGUUCACUAAUAGAGUUUCAAGAUGAAAAGCUAUAUAUUUCCCAACGUUUGAAGAAGUUGGAGAAGCAAGUAUACUUUUUCCUGAAUACUCACCAUUCUCAGGAUAAUUUGCAAAAUUCUGAAAAUAUUGGAAACAAAUAUCCAGGAAACUCUGAAAAGUUUGACAAUAAUCUUCCAACGGAGGAUUCUCUUUCGUCGUUUAAAUUAAGUUCAGAUACCAUGAUUGAUGACCCGUCAUCCAAGAAGCCUCCAGUUUGCAAGCAAAAUGGUGAAAUUGAAUACUCUGAAGGUAGUUCCGCUGUUCUCUGUGGUAAUAGCGAUUUAUCUUCUACUAGAAACGUGGUUUCCGAUUUUAUUGAAAGGUUACAAGCUCUUGAGGCAGACCAUAGCUUCCUUGAGCAUAGUAUCAACUUAUUGAGCGAAGGAGGCGAAGGACUUAAAUUAUUGCAGGAAAUAGCUAAUCGGCUGCAGCAAUUACGCAUUAUCGGGAUAAGGGAAAGAGAUCAUCCUGUCGCUUCACGAUGUAUAUAA